Prorocentrum cordatum is the source of this 1564-nucleotide messenger RNA. The record is from the annotation of a GenBank genome assembly. NCBI's taxonomy places the organism in Eukaryota, Dinophyceae, Prorocentrales, Prorocentraceae.
GACGUGGAGGACCCCACACGCCCCGAGGGCUCUGCCGAGCCAGGAGCGCGGCGCCCCCGCAGCAGAGCACCGCAUGCCUCCGGACGUGCGGCAGCUAAAGCUAUCGAGCCCUCGAGCGCCCACGGCCCCCGCGGCCUCGAGCACCCGUGCAGCCCACCGGGCACCCGCCGCGCCGCGGGGAUGGCGGGGAGCACGGCGGCCGCGCUGAUCGUCGCCGCGGCCGCGUGGCGGCCCCUCGGCGCCGGAGCCGCCUGCGACGCCGCAGCGGGAGACUGCCCGCGCGCGCCCGCCGCCGACGACGAGGAGGCGGCGCUGCUGCAGAGGCUGAGCGUCGGGGGCGCUCGGGAGCGCGCGCGCGAGUCGGCCCGCGCAGGGCAGGAGAGGCGAUGACUCCGUUCUGCACGUGCGGCGGGUCGGCGUGCUACUGCCCUGGGACCUCGAACCCGACCAGCUGCAACGGGAGCCCUUUCGCGGGAGACGACAGGUGCGUCUGCGGCCCCAAGGCGUCGGACUGGGUGCCGAAGAGCUCUUGCACCCCCUGGCCCAGCCCUACGCCCGUUCCGACCGCCGCCCCCACGUCCGCGCCGACGCCAGCCCUGCUCCCGUGCCAGGAGGGCCCAGGCCGCGUGACCACCAGCUGCGCGGGCCCGUCGCAGAAGUGCUUCUUCGACCCGAGCUGCAGCACCGCUGGCGGCGUCGGGUGCAACGCCGGCGGCGUGGGACUGAACUGCCGCUUCUGCGACACCGGCGGGGGGGCCCCGGCGUGCCCCGCCUCGCUGCUGGAGGCGGCCGGGGCAGGGCAGGAGGCGACGCCCGCCUUCUGGCCGACGUGGUUCACCUGCGCCGUGGGGGCCACUGUGCAGUGCCCAGGCUCGACCAGCAAGUGUGCGGGGGACCAGUGCUGCGCAGGCUUCGCCAGCGCCCCGGGUGCCACCUUCCCGUGCCCCUCGGCGAGCCGCGGCUUCUCGGGGUGCGUGAACAACACGAAGGUCGCGGACUGCCUGCCGCCGCUGGAGGAGGCGCAGGUCCGGGAGGGCGAGCAGUGCGGCAGCAGCGGCUCCACGGGCCACUUCUACGGCUUCUGCGCCGACGGCCUGGUGUGCGUGCCCCCGGCCGCGGGCUCCCCUCCCGGCGCGCCGAGUAUCUGCCACCGGUUUUGCGGCAGCUUCGGGUCCGGCGGCCAUCGCGUCAACGGCUCCUGCGCGGACGGGCAGACGUGCUCCGGCAGUGCGGCGUUGCCGUGCCUGGAUUGGGCUGCCGAGUGCUACCUGUAUUGCAUGUGAGGCUCUCUGCCUGGCGGUUUUGGGCCUAGCGGCUGGAGGGGGGGGAGGAGUAUCUCUUGUCUCGUGCCGUACCGGUGCCCACUGGAAGUCCUGAUCGGUGGCGCGAGCAAUCGCCAGGGGUCUUUCGAGUUGGUCUCGGACCGGCCGAUGGCCACGCGUCAACCGGAAGAAAGCCAUAACCCCACGAAGCAUGUGGGGAACUAGUCUCGUGCGGCAGUGCCUGACGACUUCUGCUGGCCUCGUCGCGGGGCCCACGCCGUGCCUCUACCGAUUUGACCUCC